This is a messenger RNA of Gigantopelta aegis, 4008 nucleotides long. RefSeq lists its product as uncharacterized. Lineage: Eukaryota; Metazoa; Mollusca; Gastropoda; Neomphalida; Peltospiridae. Gene Ontology annotation, biological process: DNA integration. Bases 1 to 4008 code for a protein of 1335 amino acids. Gene Ontology annotation, molecular function: nucleic acid binding. The record is from RefSeq and is a predicted model, not a curated record. The transcript has a single exon.
AUGCCUCUACAACCCGUUGCUAAUAGACCUCAUGUCAAACCACCAGAUUCUCUGGACAUUGAAUCUAAUGUUGCUGAUAAUUGGAAAAUGUGGAAGCAGAUAUGGCAAAAUUACUUAAUCAUCACUGGUCUUGAUUCUGAAACUGAAGAAUAUAAAUGUGCCCUUUUGCUACACUGCAUAGGUGUAGAUGCUGUAAGAAUCUACAAUGGAAUGAAAUUUGGUGAUGGUGAAGAUAGAAGUAACAGUGCUGACAUUAUUUCUAAAUUUGAUUGUCAUUUCUUAGGACAAACACAAGAAUUCUUUGAGAGAUUUCAGUUCAAUCGCCGAAAUCAAGAUUCUGGUGAAUCUAUUGAACAGUACAUAUCUGUACUGAGAAAUAUGUCAAAAACUUGUGGUUUUUGUGAUUGUAUGAAAGACAAACUGAUUAUGGAUCGCCUGUUGCUUGGUGUUCUGGAUGAGAAAAUUCGGGAACGUCUGAUUUCAUCUCACAAUCUUACUCUGAAUGCUGCAAUUGAUAUUUGCAGAGCUAUGGAAUCUGCAUCUCUACAGAUAAAGGCUAUGAAAUGUGAGGAAAUCCAUAAAGUGAAGCUGCAGAAAACUAAAGUUCACUGUGGUGAAAAGUACAAACCAUCUACCCUACAUCAUACUAGCAGGUCUACUACUGUAAAUGAAACAAGAGGUACUAGUUCAGCACAGAACAAGCGAUGUCUAUUCUGUUCCAAAUUUCAUGUAAUGAAAAAGGAAGCCUGUCCUGCGUAUGGUCACACAUGCAAUACCUGUGGUGAAAGAAAUCAUUUCAGGAACUCAAGGAAAUGUUUUCGCACUCGUAGAGUACAUGCUGUACAUGAUGGUUACACUUCUGACUCAUCAGUAAAUUCUUUCGAACAUAUUAGUUCUGUUACUACUGCUGAUGUAAAUGCUGUCCAGUCCAACAACUAUCCUAUUUUCUGUGAAAUGGAAAUCAACAAAAAAUGUGUGAAACUACAAAUAGACUGUGGUGCAACUGUGUGUAUCCUGCCAAAACAGUACAUUGGUAAUCUAAAGAUACGCCCUGAAACUGUGAAUCUCAAAAUGUGGAACAACUCUAGCUUUCAGGCACUUGGAAGAUGUAAAGUGAAAACCAUAAAUCCUGUCACAAAAAGAAAGUACAUGGUCAAUUUUGUGAUCGUUGAAGAAAAUCUUACUCCACUACUGAGUCGUAGAGCUGCUGAGAAAAUGGGUCUGAUAACUAUUAACUAUCACAACUUUGAACAAGUAAGCACUGUUCUACCUACUAAUGUGUUUGUGCAAGAAUUCCCUGAAGUGUUCUCUGGUAAACUUGGGAAUCUUCCUGGCAAGAAAGUUCAUCUAACUGUAAAUCCUGAUGCGGAUCCUGUAAUCCGACCUGCUCGUACUAUACCUGAAUCUCUUAAAGCUGAUCUCAAAACUAAGCUUGAUGAACUUGUCUGUACUGAAGUUAUUACUCCUGUUGACAAACCUACAGAUUGGGUUAGUCAAAUGUCUAUUGCAAAGCGCAAAUCUGGAGACAUAAGAAUCUGUAUAGAUCCAAGACCUCUGAAUGAAGCUCUGAAACGAGAACAUUAUAUGCUCCCAGUACUCGAUGAUAUUUUACCUGAAAUAUCACAAGAUACUAAGUUCUCUACAUGUGAUCUGAAGAAUGGAUACCUUCAUUGUGAACUUGACGAAGAAUCAAGUCUUCUUACUACCUUUGCUACUCCUUUUGGAAGAUAUCGUUGGCGUCGUUUACCAUUUGGGUUAAAUGUGAGCAGUGAAAUCUUCCAGAAAAGACUCCAUCAAGCUUUGGAAGGUUUGGAAGGUGUUCGAUGUGUCAUAGAUGACAUAAUCGUCUGGGGUCACACUGAUGAUGAACACGAUUCUCGUGUAAGAACACUUUUGGAAAACUGUCGUAACAUUGGUAUAUCUCUCAAUGCCGAAAAGUGUCAUUUUGGAGUAGACGAAAUAUCUUUCAUGGGACACAUUGUGAGUAAUCGUGGUCUCAAACCUGAUCCUGCUAAAAUUGAAGCUCUUGUAAAGAUGGAACCACCCACUGAUAAGGAAGGCGUUGAAAGGCUUAGAGGUAUGGUGAACUACCUGUCUAAGUUUCUUCCUAACUUGUCGGAUGUGAUGCAACCUAUUAGCAUGCUCUCUCACCAAGAUGUUGAAUGGUCAUGGACUAGCAUACAAGACAAAGCUUUCAGCAAACUGAAAACACUUUUAACAGAAGCUCCUGUACUUGCUUAUUUCGAUGACAAGAAACAUUUGGUAAUCCAGUGUGAUGCUAGCAGUAAAGGUUUAGGUGCUGUACUUCUCCAAGACUCGAAACCAUUAGCUUAUGCUAGUAGAGCCCUUACUGAUGCUGAAACAAGAUAUGCCACAAUUGAAAAGGAGAUGUUGGCAAUCAUCUUUGCACUUGAAAAGUGGCAUCAAUUCACAUAUGGCCGUCCAAUCACUGUAUUCACUGACCAUAAACCACUUGAAAGUAUCUCUAAAAAGCCAAUCGAUAGAGCACCGAAACGUCUACAAGGUAUGCUUUUACGUGCACUUGCUUAUGAUAUUGAAGUAAAGUACCUUGAAGGAAAACAGAUGUACAUAGCUGACACUCUGAGCAGAGCACAUCUACCUGAAAAAGUAGGUCAAGAAGAGUUUGAAACAGUAAAUGCUGUUACUUACCUCACUAUGCCAGAAGAAAGAAUUGAUGAAAUUCGAAAGAAGACAAAUGAAGAUUCAACACUACAGCUCUUAUCAAAUACCAUUCAAAAUGGUUGGCCUGACAAUAAAUCCACUUUGUCACCUUUGAUCACUCCUUUCUUCAAUGUUCGCGAUGAACUUGGAGUAACUGAUGGACUAAUAUUUAGGGGUGAAAGACUCGUAAUUCCUAAAAUUAUGAGAUCUGAAAUCAAGAAAGACAUUCAUGUUGGACACUAUGGCAUAGAAGGUUGUCUCAGAAGAGCACGAGAAUAUGUAUAUUGGCCAGGCAUGAGCCAAGAGAUUAAAGAGUGGAUUGGCACUUGUGAAACCUGUCACGACUUCGAACAAUCUCAACCGAAUGAAACUCUCAUGAGUUAUGAUAUUCCUGAAAGAGCAUGGGAAAAAAUUGGAACUGAUUUACUUUCCUAUCAUGGUAAAGACUACCUGAUAACUGUCUGCUACAAGUCGAACUUUUGGGAAAUUGAUCGUUUGUAUGACACAAAAGCUAAAACUGUCAUUACAAAAUUGAAAGCUCACUUUGCAAGAUAUGGCAUUCCAGAUUAUAUAGUAAGUGACAAUGGUCCACAAUUCUCAUCGGACGAAUUUCACAAAUUCACGAAGAAAUGGGGAAUCACUCACACACCCACCUCACCAUAUAACAGCAAAGCAAAUGGUAAAGUUGAAUCAGCUGUUAAAUCUGCCAAAAGAAUGCUGCGGAAAACAUCAAAGUCACAUGAAGACCAAUAUCUCGCACUACUGAACAUUAGAAACACCCCUACCCAAGGUGUUGACAGCAGUCCUGCUCAAAGACUUUUAGGAAGAAGAACAAAAACAAUACUGCCAACUUCAAGAAAUCUUCUCAAACCAGGAAACAUACAGAAUGAACGUGAAACUGAACAACUGAGGUCAAACCAAAAGCGACAAGCUAACUACUAUAACAAAUCAGCACAUGAUUUGCCUGUACUUAAAAAAGGCGAUACUGUAAGAAUGAAACCUUUCAGAACAGGUGAAAAGUUCUGGAAAAAAGCUGAAGUUACUCGUAGAUUGGAUGAAAGAUCAUAUGAACUUCGAUCUGGUGAAACUUUUUAUCGACGUAACAGAGUACAUUUGAAAAAGACGCAUGAACCUGCACUAGACAAUGUGUUGACUAACUUUCCGUUUGAAACACUUGAACCAAAUUACCGUGUCGAGAAACCAUGUCACCAUGAAUCAACUCGUGAAAUCCCUGCAAGAGAAACCCUGAGUAUGUCUGGACCCAGCACAUCCAGAUUUGGUCGUACCAUCAAACAGCCUACUAGAUGGAAGGACUAUGUUAAAUAA